AUGAGGUUGCUAACCGUUUGUGUAUGGUGGAUACUUUCUCUGGUAAACAACUGCAUCAAUGAACAACUAAUAAUACAGUUGCCUGAAACGUUCGCUAACCAGUCGUACGCACAGUUUCAACGUUCCUGCAGAGAGGUGUUUAACUUCACCGAUCCACGCAACUGCUGCAGCAUACCGUACCUUCUGCCAUUGGACGUUUUGGAGCCUUGUAUACAACGAAUUCCACUCACGUCCAAUGCCUGGGAAGGUGAAAAUAAAUGCUCAGCGCAAUAUUGGACCGAAACGAAUGAGUGUAAUAUGUUGGUGCGUAAGCUGAACGAAUGCCCAUACUUUCUGGUACAUUCAGACAGUUUUUAA
Messenger RNA from Anopheles maculipalpis, 357 nucleotides. RefSeq lists its product as uncharacterized. The record is from RefSeq and is a predicted model, not a curated record. The transcript has 3 exons. Bases 1 to 357 code for a protein of 118 amino acids. NCBI's taxonomy places the organism in Eukaryota, Metazoa, Arthropoda, Insecta, Diptera, Culicidae.